Messenger RNA from Lytechinus variegatus (green sea urchin), 20549 nucleotides. RefSeq lists its product as uncharacterized. Bases 58 to 16218 code for a protein of 5386 amino acids. Gene Ontology annotation, molecular function: protein binding; zinc ion binding; DNA binding. NCBI's taxonomy places the organism in Eukaryota, Metazoa, Echinodermata, Echinoidea, Temnopleuroida, Toxopneustidae. The transcript has 29 exons. Gene Ontology annotation, biological process: positive regulation of DNA-templated transcription. Gene Ontology annotation, cellular component: nucleus; histone methyltransferase complex. The record is from RefSeq and is a predicted model, not a curated record.
GAAAUAUACUGCGUACAAUGCAAAAGGAAUGUACUGUGCAAGUCUAUGUAGUUCAAUAUGGCGCGCCUUCGGUUCCCAGGGAGGCCUGGCCACAGAUAUGGACGAUCAUUAGUGCGAUACCUUCCAGAAAAAGACAGAAAUCAUCAGCAUGCAUUCUUUGCACGUACAGCAGCCAUCCAGAGAAAUCUCAAGUGGUUUUAUGAUCUGUUUGGCGACUCUGACGAGGAGGAUGAUUUCCAAGGCUUCACAGCUUCUGAGAUCGGUGAAUUACGGUCACCUAGACACAAGAAAUGGACAAAGAAGGAAGAAGAGUCGCCAAAGAUCAAGAACAUCAAAGGUUCUUGGCCCAUCAUGGGACGCAGAGCGGGAAAAGAGAGUCACUAUGCCAGAGGAGAUUCCUGCGCAGAGAUGAGGAGAGGAGAAUGGAACACGGCUAAACCGUACAAGAUAAAGAAGUCGAGAGUCGUGGGAGGGAGAAUACAGAAGCUCAAGAAUGGCUCUUUGGGCGGUAACCGUGAAAAGAGAUCUGUUGGUCGGCUGUCCUACAGAGAUAUGGUUAAAGGUUUGGAUGUUGUUCGACCGAAGCUUAUCCCGCCAAAGGAGCCCAGGCCACCCAGGUCUCCGAAAGCCACUUUUACAAAGGUUGGAGGGAAGGCCGAAGGGAAGAUCCGAUUGCCGUUUCUGAUGCCGAAGCAGAAGGCCAAAAGUGGACUUCAAGGGAAAGAAGCAAUGGUACCUUGGCGGGGUAAGACUAAGAUGGAGAAGGCCCAACUAUUACUGAAGAAAGCAAGAGAAAAGAAAUCUGAAACAUCUCCCGUCAAGUUUAAGCCUUGGGAGAAGAAGAAAUUAUUGAUGGCUCAAGCUCAAAAUGGAACAUUUGACAAGGGAGGGAAAGUCAUUUGUGUGCCGAAAUCCAAACAGGUCAAUUUGUCAAAAGCCAUGGAGCUUGUGAAAAAGGCGAAGGGCGCUUCGAAAAUGAAUCAGCAAGUAUUUGGGUCGGAUACACCUGGUAAGCGAUCGGUUAAGUGCUCCAGCAAGCUUGCAGAUAUGGACAUGAAAGGGGUUGACUUGCAUUUCCUUCAUCGGAAAGUUACCCCUCCAUCCAAAAAGGCAAAGCUCUCAAAGAAAAAAUUGAAGUUGGUCGAGGAGAAGACUCCAAAACCUCCAAAGCCAAGCUUAGGUUUCGUAAUGCCAGUUAUGAGCUCUCGUUCCUCCAGAGUAAUCAAGCCAACAAAAAGGUUUAUUGAGCAAGAGUUUGCUUCCAGUCUGUUUGUGUCACCAUCAUCAGGUCAAGACAGUGAUUGGUCCGAUGUUCCUUCAGAUUUAGAUGGUUCUUUCUUAACGCCACAGGCCUUUCCCACACCAGAGAUCCCCACUAUCAAGGUUAAGAAACCACCAAAGGCACGCAAGUUGGAUGAGAAUGAACUAUUCAUCAAAGACAUUGAGAAGAAGAAGAAGGAGAAGAAGAAGAAAUCCCAAAUUAAGGAGAAUAAAGAACAGUUACACUCUUUUCAAGAUGAAUUUUUGAAAUCCAUGAAUAUAUCGCCUAAGAAAAUUGAGCAUGAGAUGAAAUCUGAAAAUGAAAGUGAUGCAGAGAGCAAGAGCAGGCAGCGGAAGGAGGCAAACAGGAUGUUGAGUAUGAUCAGUGCAAAGGUCAAGAAUGGAAUAACCCUGACAGGCUCGCAGGAGAAAGUGUUGUUGAGCACUCCAGAACCAAAGUGGCAGCAUUUGAAAGCUGUUUACAAGAAGGUUGUCAAGAAGGAGGCAUUGGAUGAAGGCGAGACAAGAGCUCUGAGGAUAUCCCCUCUGGUGUUGUUUCAAUCCAUGAGGACAGGAGAAGAGCUUAUGCAUGUCCGAGGGAGGAUCGAUGGCCUGCCAAGUGUCAACGAGAUCCUCGAGAAAGUCAAGUCCGGGAUGGAAGUCACCGAAAAGGAGAAUGAGAAAUUACAGUGUUACAAGAGAAUAAGUAACGAACGACAGUUCAUCCAACGGUCAAAGCAAAGAGCUGAAAAGAGACUUCAGACAGAGAGCGAAGUUCAGUUAGUAAAUGAGGAUGGACCGGUUGACGUUAAUCCCGCUACUCCAUGUAGCACGAGUCCGAGAGGGGAUGCUAGCCCGAGGGUGAGUGCAGCAAGCUCCAGUCCCCGGACAAAGAAGAAGCCAGAGGUAAAGCAAGAGGCAAAGCAAGAGGCGAAGCAAGAGGUGAAGCAGGAGUUGACAGAGGAAGAAAAAGCAAAACAGUUAGAACUCAAAUGUGAGCGUCUCAUGAAAAAAUUCUUGUAUGAGAAAGAGGAGUAUAUUAAGAAUAUCCGAGAGCGUGCGAAGACUCCCGUUGAGAAGGGAAUGCCUUCUUUUAGGGCUCUAAAGAGGAGGCUGAAGCAAGGAUUGGAGCUAUCUGAUGCUGAUAAUGAAAGGAUGAAGUUAAAUAACAAGAUAGUGAACUCGAGAUGGAGAAUAGCUAAAUAUAAACGUAUGCUACAAAAGGCUUACCAAGAUGCUGGGAAAGAGGAAGACCUGGCCCUUCUUGAGGUUAAGGAACCUUCUGGUGUUGAAUUAGGGGGUGACAGUCUUAGUCUCUCCCCGAACUCGCGACGGUUGCUCACUAUGGGUUCUGCAUUGUACGACAGUCAACAGGAUGCGUUGAAGAAGAGGAAGAAGAAAAAGAAGAGAAAAACGUCUGUCGAGUUGCAGGUUGGGGGCGUUCCGCUCACAAGGGAGGAGCGGUUGAAGCUAAAAAAGAAAAAGAAAAAGAAGAAAUUAAAAGAAGGUGCAAGUGAAGAAGACAAGGCAGGAAUCGGCGUGGGAGAUUCGGGCAAGAAAGACCAGACAUUGCGGAAGAAGAACGCCUCUUCUAAGCUGCUCCUUAAGGCAAAGCAACGGAAGCAGAAAGGCAAGGGCAUGAAGCUGAAGAAGUCCGCUGCAAGGAAACUGAAGCUUGGAGAUGCUUCCAAGGACGAGAAGGAAAGCCCGUCCAAGCUGAAGAGCAUUCUCCAUGACAAGCUCAUCAGCCCUGCAGACAAAACUUUGCAGGAUACAGUGUCCCGUCAGAUGGCCGAUGCCCUUGAAGCCGAUAUGUCUCCAGAUCAGACGGAAGCUUCUAAUGUCAACAAACACCAGGUUGCCAAUGAAGUCAUAGUAGGCAGCGUUGCUAAGUCAGGCGGACCUCGCAUCAAGCAUGUAUGUAGGAGAGCAUCAGUCGCCUUGGGGUACUCACCUGCCCGAUUCGAAGGACCGUUGCCUGCCAGCCAAGACAGCCUCAAACUGAGCGCUCUCCCAAUCAAGGAGAGGAAAAAGCUGUUUACGAGUGAUGAUGAGAACAGUGAAACAGAAUCUGGUUCGGAAGGCGAGUACCCCAGCAAUGAAGCGUCUCCUCGACUAUCAGCGCGAAAACGGAAGCCGACAGCCAAGAAACGUGCCAUGGACGGAUUUAUCAAUGCGGACGAGGAACCCGCCUUCAUGGACAUGGAUGGCGCAGAUUUCACCGCCAAGAGAGAGCCGGGGAAAGUUUCGAAGCUGAAGAAGGUUUCUAAGCAGAAACAAGAGAUGGGUUUCAUGCCAAUGCCAAUUGUAGAGGAAGCAAACGUGAAAAGACGAUCAAGAUGUGGGGUGUGCUCGGCAUGCUUGCGGAAGACAGAUUGUGAGACGUGUUCUAACUGCCUUGACAAACCCAAGUAUGGUGGACCCGGUACCAAGAAGCAAGCAUGCAUACACCGUAAGUGUCACAAUCUGGUGAAGAUGAAGAUGAUGAGAAUGAAGCAGAUGAGAGCCUUGAGCAAAAUAACCAAUGCUCCUCCUCCCAAGCCAGUUGAGAAACCACAAAAGGCUCCAGCUGUCCCCAAAGUUAGACCAGCUGGAGCAAGGAUCAAGAGAGCUGGAGGAGAUCUACCCACUGGACUAGCCCUGGUCCCAAAGAACAAAAAAGGCCAAACAGGGGAUAAAGAUGAGAAGUCUGAUGCCAGCUCUAAGCCGCUCCGGACAGUCAAGUUUUCUAAGAAGAUUCCUGGCAAACAUUUCAUCAAGACAGACUUCAAGGAUGACUAUGAUAUGUCUGUGGCCUGGAAUCGUGGAAUGGUGAUCAUUUCUUCAGAUCCUAUGAUCCCGAGGACUAUAUGCUAUCUGUGUGGUAGUAAUGGUAAACAUGAUCUGGUGUAUUGCAAUGUGUGCUGUGAGCCUUUCCACGAGUUCUGCCUUGAAGAGGAUGAGCGCCCUCUGUCGGGCGAGAAGGAGAACUGGUGCUGUCGGAACUGUCGGUUCUGUCACGUGUGUGACCACCAGGACCAGCUGCUGACCUGUCAUAAAUGUCACUGCAGCUAUCAUGCCGAGUGCCUUGGACCUAACUACCCAACCAAGCCUUCAAAGAAACGGAAGAUCUGGGUUUGUUCUCGCUGUGUGAAGUGUAAGAGUUGUGGUGCUACCACUCCGGGUUCUGAUCCUAAAGCUCAGUGGAUGCAUGGUUUCUCACACUGUCAAGAAUGCGGGAAGCUCUUCGAGAAAGGUAACUACUGCCCUGUGUGUAAGAAGUGCUAUGAAGACGAUGACUUUGAGUCUAAGAUGAUGCAAUGUGCAGACUGCAAUAGAUGGGUCCAUGCUAAGUGUGAAAAUCUUUCUGAUGAUCAGUACCGCAUCCUUACCGAGUUGCCAGACUCGGUCCCGUACCGAUGCCCACCCUGCGCCAAACACAAACCAACACCAUGGAAGGUAGAGGUUGACGAGGAGCUCCAGGCUGGCUUCGUGAAUGUCCUCAACGCUCUCUACAACUGCAAGAGUGCCGGUCACCUUAUCUGGCCAAAUAGAAGGUUCAAGUACAUGAGGAAGAUCCAUCAAGGGGAUUCCCGUCUGUCGUCCACCGGUCCAGAAUCCAGAGACAGCGCAGCAUCACCGGCUCCAAGUGAAGCAUCAUCUUUGGAGAGAGAAACACCAACACCGGACAGGGGCUUAGAGGCAAGCGGAGACGGCGGAACAUCCUCAGCACAGGAUGAUGUCGAGGAGACGUACUCAUUUAGGAGAGGAAGGACAGUGAGGAGGGUACUGAGGAGGAGACGGCAGCAGAGACACGCCGGAAUUGCAGAAGGCGCAGGGAGAGGAGAUUCGGAAGGUGUUGAUAGGACGUUAAAAGAUGAAGAUGGGUUGAAAAGUGAAAGUGCUGAAGUUGAUCUUGUCAUGGAAGGAGGCUCUGAGGCAAGAUCAGAUGAACAAAUUCAUCCUGUCUUUGAUAGGGAUGCAGACAGAACUGAUGGUGUCGAGAAGGCACUCCCAUUGGUACAUGUUCUUGAUGCUGAUAAAUGUGAAUCCAAUGUUUCGAAAGAUGAUGCUUUAAGGACUAAGAAAGGAGAGCAGAUACCUGAUUAUGGUUCAUUGUCUCUCAGUACUAUAGCUAAAGGGAAUGUUGCGUCAUCCAUUGAAUCAGUAUCAAAACACAAAACUCAAGACAACGUCUCUCCUGACUGCAAUGUGCCAAAGGAUGAUGACAAUUCUGAAAGGACUACACAACCUAUGUCCUCAAGUUCCGAGGAUAUUCCUAUGACCAGUGAUGAUACCUUGAAAUCACCUGCUGUUGUGUCUACUUCAGCAGCAGUUGAAGAUGAUCAAACUGUUAGUGAAACCAAAGACAGAACUGAUGUGGUUUUGAGUGGUUCUCAAUGUGUUGAUGACUCCAGUGUGGCUGGCUCUCAUGGCACUGCUCACCAGGAUGGUUCAGGUGGAAUCCUUGGUGAAUCCAGGAUGGACAUCUCCAACCCGGCCAGUGAGGGUGAGACAUCGGCUGCAGAAGAAGUUGACAUUGACGUGGAGUGUAUGGAUGUCAAAGAGGAAAAGAUGGAUGUGGAUGAAGCUGAUGGUGGGGAUCAAAUAUCCUCUACUGAGGAAAGGACUGAAGAUUCCAUUACAGCUAUUACAGGAGAUGCCACAGGAAGCCUUGAAGAUACUGCAAAAGUGGCUUCUGAUGGUGAGUUGUCUCCGAAGCUGGAGAAGGAAGAUGCAGAUGCUACGUGUACCCUUGACUUGGAGAGAAAAGAUGGUGUUGUUUCUCCUGCAGCUGUUCCUGACAUUGACCCAGAUAUUCCAGAUGCAGUGAUGGAGGUGACGACAUCAACGCAAUCCGAGCAGGAGGUUUGUAAGACACCUGCUAAGGUACUCACCAUCGCAAUAGGGAAAAGAGAGGAAGAGGAAGAGAAGAAAGAUGAAGAAAUAAAGCCAACCAGUUUCCAGUUUGUCAAAGCUAAGAUGAUGGCAGGCUACUAUAAAUCAGUGGAGAAGUUCUGUAAGGACUGCGUGACAAUAUUCCAGGCUUCAUUCAACCAGGAGACGGACCUGAUCCCCGGGCUCUCAAAGUCCAACGUGAUCGCCAAGGGUGCGUUUCUCAAGAUCAUGACCCAGAUGUUCCCUUGGUUCAACGUUGAAGAGACGAGGAUCUGGAACGGCGAUGAGGGGUACAAAGAGAACGGUGUACACCAGGUGGCAGUGGAGCCCCCUCACAAGGACCAUGAAUACGCUCAAUGGAGAUAUAGAGCCUUGAUGCCGUCUAUCACCGCUCAGCCCUCGCCAUUCAAGAAACUUCCAACUCCAAGGAGGCGACAUUCCAUCAUCGGCGGUGAUGGAUGCUCAGAAGAUGAUUCUCAUAUUCCUGGUAUCGAGGACGUCUCUGAUCCUAGAAGAUGCUGUCUCUGUGGCGUGAUGGGUGAUGACGACCCUAACAACGCUGGACGAUUGCUAUACUGUGGUCAGGAUGAAUGGAUCCAUAUAAACUGUGCCUUAUGGUCUGCCGAGGUCUUUGAAGAGGUGGAUGGAUCCUUGAUCAACGUCCAUGCAGCCAUCUCAAGAGGGAGAAUGAUGAGAUGUGAAGUGUGCAAUAACUUGGGAGCGACGGUUGGAUGCUGCAGUAGGGGAUGUCCAGCAAACUUUCAUUUCAUGUGUGCCAGAUCCAGGAAUGCCAUGUUCCAGGAAGACAAGAAGGUCUAUUGCUUCCAACAUGCUGAUAAGAUUGAUAAAGCAAUCAUGGGUUCUGACUUGUUUGGUGUCCUGCGCCGAGUGUGCGUCAGCCUAGACAGCAUGAAACUCAACAGGACAUUCUCACAGGGGCUUGAAACCAAGAACAUCAAUGUGAUGAUUGGAUCCUGGUCAUUGGAGUCUCUAGGUCACCUGGGGUUCCUGUCAGACACUGAGAACAAUCUCUUCCCAUUGGAUUUUGCCUGUUCAAGAGUGUACUGGAGUACAAUGGAUCCAUGCAGGCGGUGUAUCUAUACCAUGCGCAUCAUUGAGGUGAAUCCAUUGACCUCCCCUACAACCCCUCAGGAGAUCAACCAUACCACAGAACACAGCCCAGGCAGUUAUCCCUUCAGCAGGAAGUCCACCUUACAGGAUGAGGAUGAUACAGACCUCCUCACGGAUGCUCUCAUGGAAGCCACAAAGGAGAGCAACGAAGCUGCAAUGGCUCUUGAUCAGGUUGCGGCACUUCUUGCAGGGUCUCAGACGGUCAGUGAGAUCCAGAAUGCAGCGGAUGCACUGGCCGCAACGUCUUCGCUGUUUGAGAUGGAUGAUGGUAUCCUAGAUUCCUUGAACCUUGAUGCGAAUCUGAAUUCUGGUCUAGACAGCGAUGGCAUCAUGGACAUGAUGGCUGAUCUUGGCAACCUUGAUGGUCUGAACUCUGAUGGAGACUUGGGCGAGUUAUCUGAGGCUGGAGAAAAGCUCCUGCCAACGGAUAAACCUGAGUUGCUUCCACCAGGAGAUUCUGCAAGUUUGGACAUGGUGGAUUUAGUUUCAGACACAGCUAAAGAUCUGCAAGGAGAAACCAGUACCCCUCCUGUAGAAGCACCUCAAACUGCCAAGUCAGAUAUGCCAUCUGGUUCUAAAGAAAUGCAUACUCCUGAAUUAAACAUGGACAUGGUUGAAAAAUCUGAAGAAGUAGGAGUGGAGGGAAGCAUUGACCACAGUGUAGAUAUCACUGAAACUUUGGCUGAUGUAAGAAACAAUGAUGAUAUUGAAAAGUCAAGUGAUCCAAGCAUUUCUGUUACUGUGGAUGAGCAUGCAGAGGUUAAAAGACCAGAUUCACCAUUAAUCAGCCCCCAAAAGGUGCCAUAUGUGAAGUUAGUAGACAUCAAGGACAAGCAGUUGGCCUCUAUUGUCACAUCAGAUUCUUCAGAAUUUUCUGAUACUUUAGAUGCUUCUCACACCUCUGUGCCAGUAGAUGACCAGACUGAGGUAAGAAGACCAGAAUCGCCUUUGAUUAGCCCAAAGAAGGUGCCCAUUUUGAAGUUAGUGAAACUUCCUUUGGAAGAACAUGAAAAGAACUAUACAGAGUCUGAAGACGGCUCUUCAGAAGCAACCUCAGAAAUCUCUAGGAGCACAACACCUUGUUCUAGCAGCAGGAACUCUUUCGAUAAUCCUCAAACUUCUGGUGUUUUGUCAGAAAGUGUACCCCAAGCACCUGAUCAACCGGGAAGUGAUCCUGGAACAAGCCAAAUUUUGGCACUUCCUUCACUCUCCAUCAGUCCAAGUGGUGAGGACUCAUCGUCAAGAGAUCAACCGUGGGAUGAAAGCCCUGAGGUCAUGGACUUAAAGGAAAAAUGUGAUAACUCAAAACUUUCCAGAGAAGGAAAUGUUCCUGGUCUUGCCAACUGUGAUUCAGAACAAAUUCCAGUCACCAAGGAUCUUGCAGAUGAAUCCAAUGAUGUUAGAACUGUCCAGAAUGAUGGACUUAUAGACCAAAUAGAUCAUUCUUCCCGUACAACUCCAGAGAGAAUGGAAGCUUGUUCCACUUCAAGUGUCGUACCUGAAGCAUCAUGUGAAGAACCUGUCAGGGAGGCAACCUCAGAAAUGACUGUUCGUGCCCAUCCGGAAAUUAGAGAAAGCACCCCUGUAAAUGAACAAACAAUUACAGAAACUGAUGUACUGGAGAGUGUCUGCCAAAAGAAAGAGCCUCUUAAGCUGUCUGAAGGAAAAUGUGAUGUUCCAGAAAACCCAGAAUUCCUUGUGCGACAACAACACAUGGACAUUGAAAUUACUCCUAAAGGUAACUUAACAGAUGAUGAAGCUGCGACUAACAUCCCCAGCUUGAGUAUCAACAAAGAGACUCUUGAAGAAGUCAAAACAAGUGAAGAUGGCAAUAAUAUACCUGACUGCUCCGCAAUCAUUCAUAUUGCCGAGCCAGAAGAACCAAGGGAUACUGACAAAGAUUGUAUAGAUGGAGCUCAGGACCAAGUAGAUGGGCAUGGGUUAAAGAUGGACCUUCCGUCUGUGCAGGCUGAUGUCGAUGGGUCUGAAGAGACGAAUGAGGCAGAAAUACCUUUAGGAGAUGCCAGUCAGUCAUCACUGCAAAGUUCUUCCAAAGAGCAGACAUUGGAAACAGGGUUGGUUGAUUAUUCAGAAGAAAAAUCUCCAACUGAACAGACAAAAUUGAUUGAGGAGACCUCCCUUCCGGUACAGCAACAGAAUAAUGAAGUUGAUAUAGUUUCAUUUGGUGACAAAAUAGCUAUAGGUGCAUUUAAUGAGGAGCAGUCCAUGUCUAACUUAGAUGAUACGGUAUGUCAACCAGUAGAUGGGGUGGAGCCGUCACAGAGUCCAGUCAGAGGAGAAGGUGAUUGUACUCGUGAUGAAGAAACAAAAGUGGCAAACAUUUCCCAAGAGCAAGGACAUUCUAUUGAUGUACUUAGGGAAGAUGACUUGCCACCACUUUCUUCAGGAGCAGAGAAUGAUGGUACUAGUGGCAAAGAUGAAAAGUUAGUAAAAAUGUCUGGAGAAGAACAAAUGCAACACAUAGAAAUGAAUUUUAUGGAUGAUUCUUCAGUAGCCCAUUGUGUGGGGAUAGCAGCUGCUGCUGAACCAAAUGCAGAAGAUAUGUCUGCUCCAUCUUCUGUAGAACUUGAUACUGAUGCCAUGGUAGUCGAUCUAGAUUCCUGCCACAGCACCGUCAGCAAACAAGGAGAUAGCCAUACUGAAAGUCCCGAAGGAAGACCUGUAUUAGAGGAUUUGCAAACUAAAUCUCCCAUACCAGCACAGUCUCAUGCAGAACCUGAUAGUGACCUCAUUGUAGGCACCUCCACUGGCGGCACCCUCGCUGAACCAGCAGAUAAACUUCCAGAAGAAGGAACAUUUGUACAAGAUCCCCUUCCUCUAUCUCCUAUUUCAUUUCAAUCUCCCGCAGCAGAUGACAAUGAUGACAUGGUAGUCACAUCCACUAGUAGCACCCUCAAUGAACGGGCAGAUAUCCGUACACAGUCUCCUGGAGAAAGUAGUUCCAUAUCUCCUGUAGAGCUGGAAACAGAUGCCGUGGAAGCCACCUCCAUAAGCAGCACAUGCAGUAAACAGGAUGACAGCCUUACCCAUUAUCCUGAAGAUAUUACUGUAGGAAUUAUUUCAUCUCAAUGUCCUAAACCAGCUCAAACUUUAACAGAACUGGAGACUGAUGUUGUCGUAGACACCUCCAGUAGCAGCACACUCACUAAACAGACAGAUGCCUUUACUCCUCAUUCAGAAGAAGAAACAUUUGUGCAAGAUUCCAAAACUCAGUCUCCUGCAGCAGUUGACACUGAUGCCAUGUCAGUCACUCCAACUAGCAGCACCAUCAGUAACAAUGCAAUAACAGCAAUCGAUUGUACAGUGGAAAGUGCCGCUGUCUCAGAUUCAACAACACAGCCUUCUACUAAACUUAGUGCUGAUGUUGUAUCAAUACCUUCCAACUCAACGAGCAGCGCAGAUGUUUUGAACCAUUCCAGUGGUAUCGAGGGGCAAGAUUCAUAUCCAGCAUGUUCACCAGGUCCUCAUCUGCCUGUCCAAGAUGAAUAUACAACCAAAGAAUCUCUACCAGACAGUUCUGACAUUUUGACAGGGUUUCCUGAUGAUGACAGUUUAUCAAACCCUGAAGAUGGUUGUCAUGAGGUACAAGAUUUAAGCAGUGAUGAGGAGGUUGAACCCAUCCCGAGAUUAGAAGAACCUGAUCCAAGACUUGGAGACUUGACAAGUUCUCAGUCACCAUCUCAUGCCUUACAGGAAGACACAACUGGACCUGAAGUUGAUACACCAACUGAUGUUUGCCAUGAACUUCCAAAGGACACAAUACAGGAUCAUUUACAAGAAGAGAAUGUGAGCGAUGUUAAAAAUGUAAUCUCUAAAGUGACAGAUCUUAGAGAGCCAUCAAGGGAACUUGAUUCUGGUUGCAUUCCGGAACAAUCUCCAACAUCCCUUGUAAAUGAGAAUAAUACAUGUUUGCAAAUGGCAUCAGCAGAACAAAAUGAGAAAGUAAUGGGAGAUGGGCAUACUCAUAUCAGUACUGGUCAUAUUACGGAAUUACCAUUAGAUGGUGAUAGUGAUGUUUCAGCUUCUGAUCCUGUCAAGCAUGUAGAAAGAAUAUUAGAAGACCUUACUGAACACAAGACAAAACAAAAGGAAACGGGUGAUUCAUCAGAGACAUCUGCAGCUGCCCGAUUGGUGCAAUCUGAAAAAGGAAUCAAUAUUGAUGACGAAGGGCAUUAUGAAAACCAAGAGCUCUCACUGAACCACCGCGUUGAAGGCAAAGCUGAAGUCCUUGAAGUCGGUCUCAAUUCUAAAAACUUGACAGAAGAAUUAAGAAUGCAGGGGGUAGGGGAAGAAGAUAUCAUGGGGAUAGUUGCAUCCCAGAGAUCACGAUCACAGAAUGUCUCAGAUGGUACCAAACCGGUGGUGGCUGGCAUUAGAACACCUCCAAGACGCCUAAGUUCAGACCCAGAACAUGAGUCUAUCUUCAAGGCACUUGCAUCAUCGUUAUCAAAUUCACUGGGAAAGAAAAACAACAAUAAUCGGAAGAGUCCUAGAACACAGGAAAGAGAACCUAUUCUGUCUGCAUUCGCUUCUGAUCUUAACUAUAGAUGUCACAGAGAUGCUAAAGAAAGUGAUCCUGUCAAGAUUGAGUCAAAGAAGACUGAAAAUAUUGUGUCUCCUACCACAUCAAGACAUCUCUUUAAGAAGUUUGACAGCCCUAAAUUCGCUAAUGCUUUCAAGUCUUUCAUGGAAACAAAGCAAAAAUCUCUGGGGAAGGUAGUAGAUGAUAUGUUAGAAGAUAAAGAUUUAAUUCCUGAAGAAAAGACCGAUGAGACUAAGAAAAGGAGAAGCAGCAGGCUCGCAGGCCUUGAUCUCUCCUCUGAAAGGUUUCACCAUGUGCUGCCAAAUGGAGACGACUCGCAUUUAGCAGGUUCUCUCAAAAACCCUGAUCAGAUGAAACGGAGGACACGUCACAGUUCUUCAGAUGUUGUGGAAAGUGACGAUUCAUCCUCAAAAUUAGAUGUUCUGGAUGUUGGUCACAGAGGCAGAAAAAAGUAUCCCAUGCGAACAACUUCUUCAAGAUUACUGAGAAUUGCUGACAGCGGGGAUACAGACAACCAGGUGUUCUCACAAGAAGAGAAUACUAUCCCUGAUCAAGAAUUUCUAGAAGGACAAGAUGAAAAAGCUGUUAUCAGGAAGUAUGGUGAUGGCAAUGAUGGUAAAAGACGGCUGUCCUCGGAUGAAAUUCUAAAAAGCCCAAGAUCAAACCAAAGAAAAAGGUCCUAUCUUGUAAGUCAGCAAGAUGAGUUUGUUGGUGAUCAAGAGGAGAAGGAGAAUGAGGCUGUCAAAGGCAGGAGAGAACGUCCGAAGAAAUCCAUUGAUUCGAUAUGGAGCCCUGAAAAGGAAUGCGGGACACUGAAUCAUAUCGAGGCUGAAGAGGUUGAAGGGAGACCAAUGAGAACAAGGGGACUCUCCAGGAAGUCAAGUUCAAGAAUAAAGGAAAUCAUUGCAGCAGAGCUUGAGGACGAUGACGACGAGCAAGAAACAGAGAUCGUUCAGAAGAGAGGAAGAGGAAGGCCAAGAAAGUAUCCCACUCCAGUAGUUCAAAACAAGAACGUAGUUCAAAACAACAGAGGAAGAGGGAGACCAAGGAAGUCUGAAUACAAUGCUAUAGAACAAGGUCUUUCGAGGGAACAAAGUGAAGCUAGAAAACGCAGUAGAGACAGUUCUGGUGGUGAUAGAGUGUCUGAAGAGGGAAAACCUGGAGAUGAAGCCAUGCCUAAAAGGAAACGCACAAUGCUCUCGGAUCAGCCAACAGAAAAGGAUGAAAUUCCUGAUCCUAAUGAAUGUGGUGAUGAUGACAGCAAGAAGAGAACAAGAAGUGAAUUAACAAGUACAUCUGAUGAGGAGCAACAAGAAUCGGAGGAACAGUUUCCAAGAUUGAGGACAAGAAGCUCUGCAAAGAGAUUAAAACCUGGAGAGCAGCCUAUAGAGGGUGAAAGAGAAAUGGACAGCAACUCUGAUCUUGGCACCCAAGAAAGAGAAAUGAAUUCCAAUAAAGAGUCUGCGGUUACUCCUGGAACCCCUGGAGAUGGAAUGGAGGGUAGGCACAUUGGUGCAUCCAAGCAAGACAGUACCAUGCCAGACGAGGCAGCAGUGAUACAAGGGAAAGUUGCAUUGACUGAAGAGCCAGAGCAGUCACAGGAAGUAGAUUUCUCCAGUGAGUCUCCGAAGAAGAACCAACAUUCUAAAAAAAAGGUGAGAAUCUCUGUGAAGAUAGAUCCUGUGACAGGAGCCAUUUCUGAUGUUAUGACUUGUAGUGAUGUUGAGUCAACGGAAGAUGAUGAGAGCAUAUCCAAUGAUCCACCACCACCAAAAACUCUGUCCAUUGAAGCUAAAUCACCUCAGCCUAAGUUGCCUGUCCAGACACCAUGGGAUAUUUUCAGCAAAUCCACUCAGGGAGCUUCUGACCUGCCCAACAGUAAUCAGAAGAUCUUCUGUGUUCAGACCAAGUCCAAUACAGGAACAAAGAAGAUGAUCAUUGGCAAAGACGUUACUACAAAUGAAGUCAUCUAUGGGAAUGGUCCAAGAAGUGUCAGGAAUCCUACAGUGGGCCCAAGGUUCCGGGGACCAAAUUUAAACCGUAUCCCUGGUGUGCAGCACAAUAACACCAGACAGGCGAGGACAAGAGGACCAUUCUCAAGAAGUAGUCCAGUUGUGUGGGAGGGCUAUACUCUGAAAUCUAGUACUGAUGCCAAAUUAGUCAAUGGUCCGGGUGUUUCACAGCAAACAAGUGCCGGUUUGCAAUCCUCGUUUCAACAGAAGAUACAAGGUAGUGUUGCGAAUGUUGCUGGACAGCCUAUGUCAAUGACUGGACAACCAAUGUCCAACGUCAUGCCCGAUGCUGCUACUAGUGUCCUUUCAUCUCAUGGAAUGCCAACUUCUCAAGGUUUCCAACAUCUACCCCGUACAACAGUAGUGGCAACGACCAUUGUUAGCACUUCAGGCUCUGCUGAUGUCCUGUCGGUGAUCACCUCUACAGCUGCUUCUAGUACUCUUACCAGUUCCGCUCAGGAACAAUACCUUUCUAUCCUUCAAAGGUCAUAUCAGGGUGCUCAGAUGCAGCAAGCCAGUGUUUUAUCUGGAAUGAUGCAACAGUCCUACCCGCAGACAGGUCUGCUCCAAAACCUUGGUAUGCCACAUAGAGGUGCUGUCAGUCCAGAAGUGACACCAUUCAUCAACCAAACGCAUCCGGCCAUCAUGGCAUCACCAACCCUCCAGACCUUACAGACGAUCCUCCAGCAGGCUGGGGUUCAGUCAUCCAUGGGCCAGAUGACACCAAGUGCUUCCUCGCUCACACCCAGUCCCCCUCGUAUCAUUCCAGUCAGUCCUCUCGUGCCGACCUCCCCAUUGGACAACUCCAUCUCAGGGCUCAUCACCUCACUUUCUCAACCUUUCCCACAACAGCCUGCAGUAGUUCAACUCGAUAGUUAUAGCGAAUCAUCUCCAUUCCAUAUUGAGCACUUGUACGCGAGACAGAAGCCUGGUGGAGCCAGCAAGAGACGGAAAACCCCUCAUCAGGUCAAGGUCUGGUUCGAUUCCUACGGCAAUUUGAAGAAUGAAGACGAUGAAAACGAGGAUACACCAAACAAUGUCCAUAGUCCGUCUCCUGUCAAAUCCCCACUGGCCAAAUCGCCGCCUGUCAAGUUGCAGUUGGUCAAACCACCAUCGGUCAAGUCACCUGUCAGGAUGAAGAAUCCAACCAACUCGUCACGGGCACGUGUCAAGAACCCGACCUUCGGUGUGGACGAACCCAGAAGCAGCAAAUCUGCGAUCAAGAUGUCCAAGAAGAAAUCCAAAGGUUCUGAUGCUUCGUCAAGUUGGAAUUCCAGCACCAAUUUUGAUCCUUUCGCUGGACUGUCGGGUGAAGAUGCAUUCCUCGCCGCCAUGCCAAACCUCGGCCAGCCCGAUUACCAUGACGAUAGCCCCUCCCUACUCCUCACCUUGAUGGAGCAGGAGAAGAGGCGUGGCCCCAGUACCACGCCCCGCAGGCCGUCCAACCGACCUCAUCUGAUGUUUGAGAUACGGAGCGACGAUGGGUUCGAGACGAGGGCUGAGACGAUGGAGGAAGCGUGGGGCCGGGUGGUGGAGAGGGUCGGUGAGCUACGCACUAAUACAAGGAUGAAACAUUUGUCCUUCGAUGGGGUGAAAGGUAUGAAGAUGCUUGGUAUCACACACGAAGCCAUUAUCUAUCUCCUUGAGCAGCUCUACGGAGCAGGGAACUGCCAUAAUUACAAGUUCAAGUUCCACAAGCAUGAGGAAACGCCAGAAGAUGAUGAGCCUCCAGUUAACCCCCAUGGCUGUGCCAGGGCAGAGGUCUUCAAGCGAACUUCGACCUUUGACAUCUUUAACUUCCUCGCUUCUCAUCAUCGUAACCGACCAAUCUUCAGUGAGGUUGAGCAGCAGGAUGAGUCCUCCGACAUCCAGCAUAAAUCAUCGAGGAGAGCGACUAGCCUUCAGGAUCUGCCUAUGGCAAUGAGGUUCAGACAUCUGAAACAAACAGCUAAGGAAGCCGUCGGUGUAUACAGGUCUAGUAUCCAUGGGCGUGGUCUAUAUUGUCGCCGCCCCAUUGAGGCCGGUGAGAUGGUGAUUGAGUACAGCGGUACAGUCAUCAGGUCAAUCCUUACCGAUAAGAGAGAGAAAUAUUACGAGAGCAAGGGUAUUGGAUGUUACAUGUUCCGUAUUGAUGAUUUUGAUGUCGUUGAUGCUACCACCCACGGCAAUGCAGCUCGCUUUAUCAAUCAUUCAUGUGAUCCCAACUGUUUCUCCCGGGUGAUCGAGAUCGGAGGUCAGAAGCACAUCAUCAUCUUCGCCAGCCGACGCAUCGCUAGAGGGGAGGAGCUGACGUAUGACUACAAAUUCCCAAUCGAAGAAGUGAAGAUCCCAUGCAAUUGCGGGGCCAGGAAAUGUCGCAAGUACCUGAAUUAGUGGGAAAAAAACCUCAGUGUAGGAGCUCCAUCUUUCAGAAGUGAUGUUAGUACGAAAGGAUAGAACUUCUACGAUGACUGAUUCCUGAACGAAGAGGCAAAAAUACCUUGCAAUUGUGGUUCCGGGAAAUGCUUGAAGUGCCUUAACUAGUGCAUACACCUCUGUUGAUAAACCACGCCUUGCAGAGAUGCUGUGUGUACAAAGGAAAAAAAAUUCUCCGACUCCGAAUUCUUCCUUGAAGUGGGGUAGAAAUCCUGCACUUAUGGUUCCAAGAAACAUUUGCAGUUUUAAAUCUUCUUUGGAAGUUUACUUCAAUAAACAUUCUCAAUGGAAGAGGCCAAGACUCCCUCCAGGUCAAAGGAACCCAACUAGAUGAGCAGAACUGAAGCAAGGAAGAUGGAAACAAGUUCUGCUACACCUUAUGCUGCAGUUGCUUCCAAACAGCUCGACUUUCGGCAGAUAGCAUUUCCGUGAUCUAGUCUGCUAGAGUGUCGGUUGAUGUGACACAAUACUAGCUAUUAUGUGAUAAAGACCACCAUGUACAACUGUGUCUGCAGGAAGCACUUUAAGUCUGUGAUGGAGACCGACUUAACUGCAGAAUACAGUCAAACUUGUCUAUUAAGUCCAUCAUAGGGAUAAAAAGGAAAACGGGCCACUAGAGACAAGGUGGCCUUCCUAGCCAAGCUCUAUCACACAUACUCAUGUCAAGUGGAAGACAAUUUUGGUCGCCACUAAAGUAGGCCUACUCUGAAGACAUGUUUUGGCUAUUGGCAGGUGGCUGCUAAGACAGGUUGACUGUACUCCCAAGUGGUCCAGGACCCCUUCAGGAAAUGCCAAAGCUUUAUCUUCUUAACCUCUUCCAGCCAUUCAUCUUGGGCAGAGGUGGUUUUGUUCUUGGUAGUGGGAUGCUCCAAACAUAACUGUUUUGACAUUAACUUGACAACACUACAAUGUAUGUGAAGCGACUUCCCUUCUUUGAGGUUUCAGUAGCCCAGGAAUGCUUGCUCGAAUGACACCCAGUUGUUGUCAUGAUCAUUUCAACAACCAAAGAGGAAGGUUAUUUGACUCCUACCUUGUGACCUUUGACCUCCAGGUCGCGCAGGAGGCACAAACUCUCAGGACAACGUUAAAAAUGAAAUAUACAGUGCUCAUAGAUAUAAUAGUUGUUCACUUUUUAUUAUUUUUUUAGCAAUAAAGCUGUGCUGUUACGAGAGCAUUUCUAGCAGAGUCUACAAAGAGUUAUAUAGAAGUACUAUGUGCUAGAUAUUUUUACCUCAAUGCUGAAUAGUUCAAUUUGCUGUUGUUGUUGUUGUACUUGAUGUCUAUGCAGCUUUUGUAGUGAUAUGUUAGUGAACUUACAAUUGAGUAUACCUAGGUCAAGUCUCCUUUGACCUCAGAGUAUGUUGGAUUUAUGCGAAAUUCAACUUAGAUACGGUCAAUAACAUGUUUUGCAUAAUCUGGGAACCAUGACGUAAAGACUGACACCUAUGGUAACUUAUAAUUAUGGUAUCUACCAUGGAAACCUUGAUUUUGAUUGGCUGCUGAGCCCUGUUACCAUGGUAUUUACCAUGAUAGCAAAGUUGCUGUUGAAGUAAAUCUUUAUGAAGUGCACCCUAAUAUGCGAAAUUGCUCUCACUUCGGUGAGGUUUUUAACUUCCACAAGUUUGACUUAGGCAUACUCAACUGUGUCUCAUACAUGCAGAUAUUUGAGGCCCCAAGUAAUAGGUUCAUUUUCUGUUGAAUUGUUUGUCAUUGAAACCCUCAAACUUGAUUGCUUCGAUGCACAAUUGGAGUAAAACAUAUUGACAUUGCAGAAAGGAUUUUGGCUCUCAUUUCAUGUAUAUGUAUGAUAUGUUUCACUUUUGAUGUUCCUUCGAUUAAGCAGGAUCAAGGGGGCCCAUUUUAGUUUUCAUCCGAUAGAAAUUGAACUUGAUUCAUGCUUUCCCUACUUUUCAGACUUUGACAUUUCUGAGGGAAAUUGGGGUCUGCCCGAUUUCAAGAUAUUUCUCAUCCUUUGUAGAUUUCACUUUGCAAGGUUGAUUUAAAACUCAAGCCUGAAUCUGAAGCAUUUUUAUUUUAAUUUGUUGGUUUGGAACCCCCCCCCCCUUUUUUUUCUCUCUCUGUUUUCCUCCUUUUUCUUUUCCGGAAUGGUGUUCUUUGCUAUUACACUGCAUUGUUAUUGUGAAGGGAACUUGAUUGCAGUUUUCUAUGUACUUUUUAUUUUUCAACAUUAUUAAGAAAAGGACUAAAUCACUAAGCUGAACAUAAUUUCGAUUUUUUUAAUUAAAUAAUUGACUUUGUUUAUACAAUAAAUGAAUUUCAACAUGCCAUGUAUUUUUGUUCAGCUGAGACAAGAUCACAGUGUUAGAGGUCAUUUAUAAAUUUGAUAUUUUUAAAUUGUUAUGUGUACAUAGUUAUCCUUGUAUCUUUUGUAAUAUUACAAACAUUUCAGUUUUCAAAACAUUCCUAUUGAACAGAAGUCACAUUUCUUUGUGUGCAUAAUCUUGGUAUUCAUUAAAUUCAGUUUGAGCUGUCUGAUGGCCAGAUCUUUAGUCGUAAUAUUGCUGUCCCCCUAUGUUGCCAUUUGUUACCAUUUUGCAUUGCCUUUAUUUAAUGUUAAAUCAUUACAAGAUGACCACAGCACCUUCCAAAUAACUGUUUGUACUAGUUAGGGUUUUUUAAGACAUGUUAUAACAAAUGCACAAUUUCUAUAACAAGUUCUUCAUCAGCCAAUCAUAUCGAAUGAUUUUAGUAGCUUUAAACUGUCAUUGCGAAUUUGUUCUAACAGGUUUUAUGAAAAGGAGCCCAGGUUUGGAUAAGAAUGUACAGUGGCAUAAAAGUUGCAAUACGGGAUCUUUUGCCACCCAACGGGUAAUUACCAUGGUAAUAUGCUCAACCAUUUCAUUAAUAUGCAUGCUGAAUUUACCAUGCAUCGGUUCUUACCUAUGCAUGGUUGUGAAAAAAAAAAAAAUUGCCAAAAAAUUCCACCAUUCUAUAAAACAAAUGAUACACAGGUUUGUUUGUGCUUCGGUAGGAGUAGGGAGCAUGCAGUAACUAUGGAAACUAGUCUAAAUUCACUCUGCUGCUACUUGUGGGUUCAAUAGUUCCAUAGUUAACGUAUUCUCACGAAAUUUACUGAUGCACUUACAUUUGGGCACCAUUUGAGAUGGUAAAGUUGCCAUAAUAGUAACUUAUAUUUAUGUGUUUGAUCAGGACUUUUUUUCGUAACCGAUCUCAUUAUACAGAGUUUCCACUAAAUUAUUUCCCAACUCUGUCCCUGGAAGAUUUUAAGCCAGACCACUCUGUGAAAUCUGUGUUCAAAAAAAUAUUAGCGCUUGGUUUUUGAGCGACCCUGGUACCCUCCCCCAUCUACAUGUGCUGGAUGUAGGAAAUGUAUUCUUCUUAUUGUUGUUGUAAUUAUCAUUAUGCUUGGUUUUUUUAUUGUUUUAUUUUAUCAUUACUACUAAAUUAAACUUAUGCCCUUAUUGGAGUUUGUGCAAUUCUUGAAAUUUUCUGAAUUUUCUCAUGAAUUUUUCCUUCUUUGUUUUCAGCAUUAUUAAACUCUCUCAAGUGUUGAAAAGCAGAAAGACAGACUAUUUAGAAAUUAAAGGAAAAAAAUCCUGAUAAAGGAAAAAAUCCUGAAUGCACAAAUAUUUAUGUACAGUGCACUGUAUACGAUUCUGUAGUUGAAGUUACCUUGGGGAAUAGGCUUGUAUUCAUGCUAAGGACGCAGUUGCCAAAUCACCAGACUUUGUAUUUUAUCAGAAUUAAUUUCUUUUGUAAGUAACGGAUGAACUUUCAAAAUUAAAGUGGUUGUCUGGUUUAUUUUUGUAUUCCUUGUUGUUUCAAGUAUUUUAGCGCUUCCUUUAAACCUGAUAAAAUAUGGUAUAAUGUUAAUUUGUGAUGAAGUAUUUAGUAUUUGUUUGUGUUGUUAUGCCAGGAGCGAAAGUUUAUUCCCUUUCUAAGUUUCCUAAUAAUAAGAUAUGUGAAUUGUCAAUGCAAAUGAAGUACUUUUAGAGUUUAGUAGAUAAAGAAAUGUCUGUAUUGCCAUAAUAUGGAGACUGAGAUUUAAUGUUUAUAGAGUGGUGAAACUUCACUCUUGUAAAUAAUUUGUGUUCCUAUUCAUUUCUCUACAUGAUUAGAAUAUCUCAGUUGUUUGUCUCAUAUUAAUAGAUCUCUUUUGUAAGUGCUGUUAUUUUCUCUGUUUUUUUUGUGUGAACUGUACUUUUAUGUGUAUUUUGUCAAAAUAGGAAUAUAUUCAAAUGAGUUAUGAUCAUAUUUAUUCUUAUUCUGAGGCAAAUUAAAAGGUUGAUAGUGUUUUUUGAACAAUU